Messenger RNA from Stegodyphus dumicola, 2763 nucleotides. Its product is annotated as histone-lysine N-methyltransferase SETD2-like. The record is from RefSeq and is a predicted model, not a curated record. Gene Ontology annotation, biological process: regulation of DNA-templated transcription. NCBI's taxonomy places the organism in Eukaryota, Metazoa, Arthropoda, Arachnida, Araneae, Eresidae. Gene Ontology annotation, cellular component: chromosome; nucleus. Gene Ontology annotation, molecular function: histone H3K36 methyltransferase activity; protein binding.
UGUUUGGCAACAUAAGUAGAUAGUAAGGUGCCGUGGGUUUUAAAAUAUUUUAUAUUGAAAUAAUGCUUGGAAAAUUCUGAAAUAUGUUUGCCAUAUCUUUGUAACAAGUAAUAAUAUUUACUUGUGUAAGAUAAGUUUAAUUAGUGCACCGGCAAAUUAGAGUUUCUUCUUGACGUAAUAUGAAAUGAUGGCUGUAACAAAGAGUGGAAAGUUUCUCCGAUAUACUUACUCUGUGCUUCUGAAAAGGUGCAUCUGAAGAAACUGCUGAAGGACAUCAGAAUUCAUCAUUAGCUUCCACUUCUUAUAUUAUUUUGAUGUUAAAAAAAAAUUGAAAAGUCAAAAUGCGUAUAUGGAAUUUUCUUUUCUUAUGUUAAAUAUAUCAAAUUGUAAUUUCUCAAAUUUAAGAGUGAAUUAAAAAUGUCUGAUUUGGUAGGAAAUCCAGAAUAUGAAGGAACAAAUGAUUUGGUUUCCUUAUCUUCAAAAGAGCUUUUAAAUAAUCAGCAAGAAAAUUUAGAAACGAAUAAGUUUCCUCGAGUUUCCUUGGAGCAGAUACCAGAUGUUAUUUCAGAAAUGGUCGAGAUAACAUCUAAAAAUAUAGAAGAGGAAAAUGUGAAAAAUAUAGAAGAGGAAAAUGUGGAUAUAAAUUCUCCUUCUCAAGCAACUGUUACAGAAUCCCAAGAAAAUAGUUGUUCAGCUGAAAAGGAAAGUAAUCAAAUAGAUAACCAAAUACCAGAAAAAGAACUUCCGGAACGUAGAAGGAGUAAUCGUAUUCGUCGCUUGGUAGUUAAACCUGAUGGUUUUGUGAAACGCUGCUCUGGUACAAAAAAGACUAAAGAUAAUAAAAGUACAGAUAAAGUAAUAAAUUUACAAUUAAUCCCAACACCACCAUCCACGGAUACAGAAAACAUUAAAAAUGAUGGUGAUGAAAUGAGUUUCUCUAGUGAUGCCAAUUCAAGUUCUAAAACAUCUGGCAUAUGCUCUAAAGAUGAGCAACUUGAAGAUGUAGAAUUACAAAAUAUAAGUAAAAAAACUCAAGUGGGAAAGAUUAAUAAAAAAUCAGUUGCAGGUAUUGGUAGAAAAUUGAAAUCUGAAGCAAAAAAGAGUACAUUCUCAAAAAAGAAAUCGGAUAAAUCUAUUUCUGAAGCAUCUGAGAAAAUUACUAGUAAAGAAAAGUCUGAAGUAGCUGCCUCUCUUAAUACUAAUUCAUCAGCUGAAAAUAGUGAUGAGAAAUGUUCUUCUUUACCUCGAAAUGUAAGUGAGAAAAAAACAAAGUCUGAAGUAAAGAAAAUUACUUCCAGAAGAAAAAGGCUUGAUAAGAACAGUUCUGAAAAUCCAUCUAUAGAAACUACAUGUAAAGAAGAAGUUGCUAAGACAUCUGAUUCUGAUAAUAAUAAUAGUGAAUCUACUGGCAUUACUAAAGAAACUGUGCCUGAAGUUAAAACUGAAAAAAAGGUAAGGUCACAGACAAAGAAAAACAACUCUCGUCGAAAGAAGCAAGAUGCAUCUACUUCUGAAAAUGCACCAGAUGAGGCAGUUUCAAAAGACGAUAUUUCUAAAAGUGUUGAUUCUGAUAAUUGUUCUGCUGAAAUUGUUGAGGAAAAACAUUUUUCAUCACCUCAGACUUUAGCUACAUCAUGUGCUAAAGUUCUAGACAGUUCUGAAAUAAAAGUACCUGAAGCUAUAAGCACUUUUGCCAAAAAUAUUUUAGAUCCAAACUCUGAGAUAAUUGAAAAUAGUAAUGUAAAACCUGUUAAAGUUAAAUCACGUUGGUGGCGUUCCAGUGAAUUAGAAGGAGUGUUAAAUUCUGAUUCUCUAAUCAGCCCUAAUGAUCAAACAGUAGCAGCUAGUAAUGUAAUGCAGGAAAGUCCAAAUAAUCCUGAAAAUGAGUCAGAGUCUGCUGGAGUUAAUGAAGAGGCAGAAAAUAUCCAGAUGGAUGUCCAAGAGCCUAGUGUAGCUGAUGAUUCUAUAAAAGAUGAUAAUACAACUAAGCAAUUGAAUUAUCCAGUGUACUGUCACAUUGAAGAAAACAUUUAUCGAUUUGCUAGGAAAAAAUCAAAAAGUAAGAAACAGGUGCGCAGAAUGGUUUGUGAUUGUACACUUACUAAAGAAGAACAAGAAUAUGGUGUACUAGGUUGCAAACAAGAAUGUUUAAAUAGGUUAUUAAUGAUAGAAUGUGGAUCUCGUUGUCCUAUUGGAGAAGCAUGCUCUAAUAAAAAAUUUCAAAAAAAACAAUAUGUUAAGGCUGAAAUAUUUCAUGCUGAGAAAAAAGGAUGGGGUCUACGCACACUUGAAGACAUUUCUGUAGGUGACUUCUUAAUGGAAUUUGUUGGAGAAGUUUUAAAUCAUAAAGAAUAUAGGCAAAGAGUCAAGCAUUAUGCAAAAGAAAAAAAUGUUCAUUCCUAUUUCAUGGCUUUAAAGACAGAUGAAAUAUUAGAUGCCACCAGUAAAGGAAAUCUCACUCGCUUUAUUAACCACAGUUGUGAUCCUAAUUGUGAAACUCAAAAGUGGACUGUUAAUGGUGAGCUCAGAGUUGGAGUAUUUGCUAAACGGUCCAUGAGUGCUGGAGAAGAACUGACACUGGAUUAUCAGUUUCAACGUUAUGGACGUGAAGCUCAAAAAUGUUAUUGUGGAUCAGAUAAUUGCUCUGGAUAUAUUGGUGGAGCUAAACAGAUCUCAAUUGAUGCAUAUGGUGCAAAUAAAUCCGGUACCUCGAGACGAAAAAAAGGCUCAGAUGAUAAGAAACGGGAAUGGGAAGAUUUAACU